AUGGCCAAUGACAGCGGAGGGCCCGGUGGGCCGAGCCCGAGCGAGCGAGACCGGCAGUACUGCGAGCUGUGCGGGAAGAUGGAGAACCUGCUGCGCUGUAGCCACUGCCACAGCUCCUUCUACUGCAGCAAGGAGCAUCAGCGCCAGGACUGGAAGAAGCACAAGCUCGUGUGGCAGGUCGGCGAGAAGGUUUCUGCCCCCGGCACGGGCCAACCGUUAAGCCGGGCCGCGCGCCGCCGCCCAGGGCCGCCGAAGCCAGGGAGGCCAGGAAGGCGGCGCCGCGCCGGGACCGAGCCGUCGAGGCC
Molecule: messenger RNA, 305 nt
Organism: Rangifer tarandus platyrhynchus (Svalbard reindeer)
Lineage: Eukaryota; Metazoa; Chordata; Mammalia; Artiodactyla; Cervidae
Source: the annotation of a GenBank genome assembly